AUGCUCCGAAGCUUAUUAGUACCCCGGGCGACCGUAAGGUCAGCCUUCAAACAGCAGUCAUCCCUCCCAACAGUAGUUGCCCCCUCGGCGAUUGGGAGGCUCUCGAGAAGAUCCUAUGCCACAGAAGCUGAGGAGAAGGAUCUGGUCAUCAUUGGCGGUGGUGUCGCCGGCUAUGUCGCUGCCAUUAAAGCCGCGCAAGAAGGCCUGAAGGUCACUUGUAUCGAGAAGCGCGGUGUUCUCGGCGGAACGUGUCUGAACGUUGGCUGCAUCCCUUCAAAAGCUCUCCUCAACAACUCCUAUCUCUACCAUCAAAUUCUCCACGAUACGAAACACCGCGGUAUCGAAGUCGGCGAUGUCAAGCUCAACCUGGAACAGAUGAUGAAGGCGAAAGAUACUUCUGUCGCCGGGUUGACAAAGGGUGUUGAGUUCUUGUUCAAGAAGAAUGGCGUCGAGUAUGUCAAGGGCACGGGAACUUUUACAAACGAGCAUGAAAUCAAAGUCAACCUUAUCGAUGGCGGCGAGCAAACAGUGAGAGGGAAGAACAUUAUCAUUGCGACUGGCAGUGAAGCCACUCCCUUCCCUGGACUCGAGAUCGAUGAGAAACGAGUUAUCACAAGCACAGGAGCUCUCGCACUAGAAAAGGUCCCCGAAAGCAUGAUUGUCAUUGGUGGUGGCAUCAUUGGUCUCGAGAUGGGCUCUGUGUGGUCAAGAUUGGGCACGAAGGUGACUGUUGUUGAGUUCCUCGGCCAAAUUGGUGGGCCAGGAAUGGAUGCGGAAAUCUCAAAAUCUGCUCAAAAGAUCUUGAAGAAGCAAGGAAUGGACUUCAAAGUCAACACGAAGGUCAUGGGAGGUGAUGCCAGUGGUGACAAAAUCAAAAUCAACAUCGAGGCUGCUAAGGGUGGCAAAGAAGAGACGCUCAAUGCUGAGGUUGUGCUGGUUGCAAUUGGCCGUCGUCCAUACACUGCUGGUCUCGGAUUAGAAAACAUUGGACUCGAUACUGAUGAUAAGGGAAGACUGGUCAUCGACUCAGAAUACCGGACGAAGAUUCCACACAUCCGUGUCAUCGGCGACUGCACUUUUGGCCCUAUGCUCGCACACAAGGCUGAAGAGGAAGGCGUUGCCGCUGUGGAAUUCAUCAAGAAAGGCUACGGCCAUGUCAACUACGGUGCCAUUCCCUCCGUCAUGUAUACACACCCCGAGGUUGCAUGGGUAGGACAAAACGAGCAAGAGGUCAAGGCCUCGGGAGUGAAAUACAACAUCGGCACAUUCCCCUUCUCUGCCAACUCGAGAGCGAAGACAAACAUGGAUACUGACGGCAUGGUCAAGAUGAUCGCCGACGCUGAGACGGAUAGAAUACUUGGCAUUCACAUCAUCGGCGCUGGUGCUGGUGAAAUGAUUGCGGAAGGAACGUUGGCAAUUGAGUACGGAGCAUCAAGUGAGGAUAUUGGACGAACAAGUCACGCGCAUCCAACACUUUCAGAAGCAUUUAAAGAGGCUGCAAUGGCGACGUACGGCAAGGCAAUUCAUUUCUAA
This is a messenger RNA of Venustampulla echinocandica, 1533 nucleotides long. RefSeq names its product Dihydrolipoyl dehydrogenase. The transcript has 5 exons. Bases 1 to 1533 code for a protein of 510 amino acids. Gene Ontology annotation, cellular component: mitochondrion; oxoglutarate dehydrogenase complex. The record is from RefSeq and is a predicted model, not a curated record. NCBI's taxonomy places the organism in Eukaryota, Fungi, Ascomycota, Leotiomycetes, Helotiales, Pleuroascaceae. Gene Ontology annotation, molecular function: dihydrolipoyl dehydrogenase (NADH) activity; flavin adenine dinucleotide binding.